Messenger RNA from Drosophila takahashii, 3906 nucleotides. RefSeq lists its product as uncharacterized. The record is from RefSeq and is a predicted model, not a curated record. NCBI's taxonomy places the organism in Eukaryota, Metazoa, Arthropoda, Insecta, Diptera, Drosophilidae. Gene Ontology annotation, cellular component: plasma membrane; cytoplasm.
AAAAUGGCGUCGUGAUUUCCCAGUUGCCGUGAGAAAAGAAAAUGCAUGUUGUGCCCCCGCAAAGAAGCGAGUGAAAUGUGAGAUUAAUUGGCGGCGAGCGAAGAGCCCAAGGCAUGCAAAAGAAGCCCAUCCCAACCAGGAAUCCACACCGAAGUCUUGGCAAGCGGACAUGGCGGCGGCGGCGACGGCAGCGCCAGCAACGUCCAGCGGGAAUGCGAGUGGUGGUGCACCUGCUCCACUGCCUUCGACUGCCCCUGGCAGCGGCGGCGGCGGGGGAGGGGGCGCGUCAGGUGUUGGAGGAGCAGGUGCCCAGUUCCGGGAAAUACACAAGAAUACAUGGCUCAAGCGGCUGACGGCGGAUGGCAAACGGUUGACUGUGGGUCCCAAGAAAUCCGAGUGCAGCUGGGUGGUUUUCUGCGUCCACGACGACACGGACGCCCUGCUGGAGGGCUAUGCGGAACCUCGUCAAGCAGCUGGACAUCUGCCCGAGUGGGCCGUUUCUCUGCGGGAAACGCUCCACAUCUCCCAUGCCCUCAUCCCCAAUUCCCAUGAGUUCGAGUUUGUGGUCACGCUCAGCCACGAGGUGUUGCGCUUCCAUGCCGUCUCUUGGGAGAUUAUGCAAGAGUGGGUGGAAACGCUGCGCUCCAAGCUGCGCGAAAUGAAGAUUCUGUCGCCGCGCGAAAACCUCUACACGAAGCUACCUGAAGUGCGCGCUCCAUUGCUGCCCACAAGGGAUCCCACAUCGCCACUGCCUCCACCGCCUCCGGUUCCGGCUGCUCUGGUGCCCGGAGUGGAGCGCGUGGUGGCCGCCAAUCAUCAGGCUCAGUCAGCAGCGCCGCCUCCAGAGCAGCCCUCCAGUCCGGUAGCCACAACGCCAGCAGCUCCUGUUCCUGCCCCUGCACCUGCUCCUACUCCUGCUGCCAUGUCCAACACUUUGACGCAGCACCUUCUCAACAUGCUAUCCGAUCCCAUCAGCACCUACAGCGAGCAGAUCAGUGAGUCAGUAGAACCGGCUUCCAGUCAGGAGGAAGGAGGAGCAGUCGCAGAGGAGCAACCGUCCAGCAGCGAUGCUGAUCUGAAUCUAUCGGACGAUGAAUAUCUGUCGCCGCUGCUGCGCAAGGCCUGUGUGCUCACCGAGAAUGGCGUCCGCGUGGACGUGGUGGCAGCCACUGCACAGCGAGCUUCUGCCGAUCAAAUCCUGAACUUGGAGCACAUGCUGCAAUGCGAACGGCUGAUUCCCAGACCACAAACAUCACGAUCCAUGUCCGCUGGUGCGGCUGACAAAUCAAAGCGGCCGCCACGUAAACCUCUCCAAUCGCAAUCUUCCAGCGUCGCCGCUGCUGCCAACAGCGAGGAUUCUCAGGACAAUAUUACAAUCAUCCAGGUGUCGAACAUCAGCAACAAUGGCCAGGAAAAGCCGCCCGAACUGCCGCCCAAGAACGCCACCGCAGCCGAGGUGUUUCGUUUUCCAGAGGUGAAGACCAAGCAGCAGCCAUCUCAGCCCCAUCACGAGUAUAAAAGCAAUGUACAAAUCAUUCCGUCCAAUACCAGUAGCAGUACCAGUACCAUCCAAGUCCUGGGCAAACAGCCCAGCAUCAGUAAUCCCUAUACAACGCCAGUAAGGCAAAGCAAUAGCGCCAGUUCGCAGGUUUCCGGCACCACGAAAGUAAAGGUGCUGGGUGACGGCGAGGUAGCUGUCUACGGCACCUGCUACCCGGCGCCCGGUGGCAGUCCCACCACCUCCUCCUCCACCGCCUCCUCGUCUAGCAAUCCUGCCAAGCCGCAGACACCGAGAUUAAGUAAGAAAAUAAUACUCAGUGCCAACACCUCGGGCAUAACGAACAUCAGUGUGAAUAGUGAGCAGGGCAGUGACUCGAUAAUCAGUGGAAAUGUCCACUACGAAAAGGUCUUCCUCUCCUCGAGCAUUCCCAUAACCAGCAGAAGUAGUCCGACGAGAGCGGCAAGCAAUAAUCCCAUCCAACCGGUGGUCAACGGAAGUCCAGCUUUGCCACGCCGCCGGUUGGCUUCGCCAGUAGCCCCCAGUGCAGCAGUUAGACCCACGCCGCAGCUAACACGAGGACUUACGGAACUGGUGAUUAGUUCGCGGCCCAGUAGAAGGGAUUUCCACUACCUGAAACUGCUAAACACUCCACUGAAAACUAAGACAUCCAAUAAAUCAACGAGCGCCGCGAAUAACAACAUCGAACAGCAACCGCAACAGUCCACGCCUUCCAGUUCAACGAGUAACCAGACCCAAGGAACUGCAGGACAAAGGAACAGCACUGGUGACAGCCAAGAGCAGCGCCGGCGCAGCUCGUCCACCUCGGAUGCUCAGGCGCCUCUUCAGCGGAUUUCACAGCCGGUGACGCAACGAAACGCUAACAACAACGAGUUUACGCCAUCCCGAAACGGAGCUUUUCGCAUGCAGCCACCGCCGCAGGGAGCACCGCCGUCCAGCACUAAUCCCGCCCAGCAGCAGUCGCCCAACAAGCGAUUAACUCUGAGGGAACAGCAGGUGAUGCAGCUGCGGCGCGAGAUAAUGCAUCCAGGUGGAGUGCGACUGAAUCUGCGGCGCAAGGAUUGCGUUGGAUCCAUCGCCUGGGUGGAUGCCUUCGGCGGAGUUUGGAUUGCGGGUUGGAAGCAAAAGGAGCAUCCAGUGCUAUACAAUGCCCUUCACAUCGGAGAUCAGCUACUCUCCAUAGCAGGCGUGAACAUCAGCAGUGCUGCGGAGGCGAAUAAAAUAAUCAGGAACACCAACACGCUAUUUGUUGAGGUCUUGCUUCGACGCAUUCCUUUUGGCCGGGCCUAUGCCAUUCGACGUGACCGCGAGGGUCAAUGUUUGGGACUGAUUCGGGAUGGAAACACUUCGACAAUCGUGGAUGUUGUGCCAAACAGCUUGGCCGCACGACACGGCCUGCCACCCAAGACGCAAUCGUGCGAUGGCAGCUCACUAACCUUCUGGAUGCUGACCGAGAUCAAUGGGCGUUCACUGAAUCUGUUCUUCAAGGAUUUGGAGAUACGCGAUCGGCUGAACUCGGUGGGCCGGGAUAUAUCCAUUUUGGUGCAACCGUCGGAUUUAAUAACCAAGCUAAAGAAGCAGCUAAAGUCCCUGCGCGGCUACAAGGAUUACUUAGUGCAGUAGUCCCCGGCAAUAACGAUCGAUUCCAUAUAACCACACAUAACUCGUAACUGUAAUAUGUUGCUAUACGCGAAGUAAUUUCGAAUAGCUCUCGGCCAGUAAUCAUUCCAUUUUCGCGUAUACGUCAAUGAACGGAUCCCCUAUAUAGUCAACUAGAACUGGUAGAAACAUUUCGCUAUAUUACGUACUACACACUUCACUUACUAUGAUCGAAACUACUUAAAGGACUUAGGAGUAGCGUUGAGGAACAUAUACAAAAACAACCUAUAUAUUUUUGCAAAAUUUUAUAUCAACUCAUAUAUAUACAAAUUGAACAUAUAUAUAUAUACACCAUAAUGUAUAGCAGACACUUUGAAGGGUUACCAAAUUUACACCUCGAAUUUGUUUAGAUGCGGAAAAGUUAUAAGAAAUUUACAACACGAAAUUCAAGUAUUUUAGGUUAACAUAUACACGCGUAUCACACACACACCUGUGCAACUUAGUAUCCUUAUGCAAUAUUGGAGUGCCUCUGAUUUUGUUCAUUGAUGUUGUUUUCUUUCAUGUUUCCGUUUGUUUCGUGCGAAAAGACAAAAGCAUCUGUCGUAACUUUUAAGAUGUGAUAAAAAUGAGUACUCAAAUUUAGGCAAUUUUUAACGGUACAUGUAAAUGCUUUUUGAUUUAUUUUAUAUUUAAGUUUCAGUGGGUAAUUUCGAUAAACACAUAUAUUAUUAUUAUUACUGAUGUAACGACCUUGCGAAACAUUUAUUAAAGCAAUUCCACACAAAUCA